This is a messenger RNA of Cyclopterus lumpus (lumpfish), 1807 nucleotides long. It is a transcript of the gene qrsl1, whose product is annotated as glutaminyl-tRNA amidotransferase subunit QRSL1. The transcript has 11 exons. Gene Ontology annotation, biological process: glutaminyl-tRNAGln biosynthesis via transamidation; mitochondrial translation. Gene Ontology annotation, molecular function: glutaminyl-tRNA synthase (glutamine-hydrolyzing) activity. Lineage: Eukaryota; Metazoa; Chordata; Actinopteri; Perciformes; Cyclopteridae. The coding region runs from base 80 to 1675 and encodes 531 amino acids. Gene Ontology annotation, cellular component: glutamyl-tRNA(Gln) amidotransferase complex; mitochondrion. The record is from RefSeq and is a predicted model, not a curated record.
AACAUGGCGGCCCGCUGGUGCCGCACACCCUGCAAAGGUUGUUGUUAAUUUGAGAGGUUGUCACAGAAUUACUUUAAAUAUGCUCGGCCUGACGAUACGGGAGGUGUCUGCGGCGCUCAGGGAGGGAAGAAUCUCUCCGACGGAGCUUUGUAGGAAGUGUCUGAACCGCAUCAAGAGAACGCGGCAUCUUAACGCUUACAUCGCUGUCACGGAGGAGCUGGCCCUGAAGCAGGCUGGAGAAGCAGAAGCCAGACUGCUGCGAGGUGCCCCCAAAGGUCCUCUGGAUGGAAUCCCCUUUGCAGUCAAGGACAACUUCUGCACAGAAAAUAUCAAGACCACAUGUGCUUCCAGGAUGCUUAAAGACUACACCCCACCCUACACUGCUACAGUGGUGCAGAAGCUUUUGAACCAAGGGGCUAUCCUCAUGGGGAAGACCAACAUGGACGAGUUUGCUAUGGGUGCGGGCAGUACCGACGGGGCUUUUGGCCCAGUGAGAAACCCCUGGAGCUAUGCUGCUCCCUACAGAGAGAGGACAGGGGCGGCGCCCGACUCCGACUGGGUCGUCACUGGAGGAAGUUCAGGAGGAAGUGCUGCCGCUGUGGCCUCGCUCACCAGCUACCUGGCUCUGGGUUCAGACACAGGUGGUUCAACCCGUAACCCCGGAGCACUGUGUGGUGUUGUGGCCCUGAAGCCCACUUACGGUCUGCUGUCCAGACAUGGUCUCAUCCCCCUGGUCAACUCCAUGGACGUCCCUGGCAUUAUGACCCGCAGUGUCAGUGAUGCAGCCAUAGUGUUGGGUAUCCUCCAAGGCCAGGAUACGAGAGACUCAACAACAACUGCUGCUCCCUCAUCGCUGACGGAGCUACCCGAACACUUUGAUGUCAAGAACAUCUGUGUCGGCAUUCCUCAGGAGUACCACGCCCCGGGGCUGUCUGAGGAGACUCUAGCACAGUGGAGUCGUGUUGCUGACAUGUUUGAGAGGGCGGGGGCUCGGGUGAAGCGGGUAUCCCUCCCCCACACCCAGCACUCCAUCGUGUGCUACCACGUCCUGUGCCACGCGGAGGUGGCGUCUAACAUGGCCCGCUUUGACGGCCUCGAAUACGGCCAUCGUAGCGAGGAGGACAGCUCGACGGAGGCCAUGUACGCCUCGAGCCGCCACGAGGGCUUCAACGAUGUAGUGCGAGGGAGGAUACUGUCUGGGAACUACUUCCUGCUCAAACAGAACUCCGAACACUACUUUGUGAAGGCCCAGAGAGUGCGCCGGCUGAUCGCAGAGGAUUUCAAGCGCGCGUUCGGCUCGGGUGUCGACGUGCUGCUGACGCCCACCACCCUGGCUGACGCGGCCCGGUACUCUGACUUCACACAGGAAGACAACCGGACGCGCAGCGCGCAGGAAGACGUCUUCACCCAGCCUGUCAACAUGGCAGGUCUGCCCGCCGUUUCUGUGCCAACCGCUUUAUCAAGCCGGGGCCUUCCCAUUGGGUUACAGCUCAUAGGCCCCGCCCUGCAGGACAAGAAGUUGCUCGGCGUCGCCCAAUGGAUCGAGCAGAGGGUCGGGUUCCCCUCCAUUAGUGACUGUGGAGACCGAGGCAGCACCGGCCAAAAGAGAGCAGACUUCAGCUGCAUGAGCAGAGCUGUGGACACAAGGGAAGCCACUGUUGAAAGUCACACGUGAUGGAAAACAAGGGAUAGACUCACUGCUCAACAACAUGCAUCAUAAUUUAAGUGCAGGGACAUUGUGUUUAAUCUGUGACCUGCUGCCGUGUGUGUUGUCUGAAGCCGGUGCCAUUAAACACAUGCAAGACGG